AUGGCUACCGGUCAGGGCGGCCCGCUCAAGGGCAUCCUGAAAAAUAUUGGCGAUGCUCCAGAGAAGCCCGAAACCGCACGUGAAGUCGCCAUCCGCCAUGCCACACUACUAGAGCAUAGAAAGCAGCUCGAAAGCCAGAUUCUCGACAAUUUAAUCCUUUUGUCCGAGUAUCCCCUCGUCAGAGAUGCUCAAUUCGACGCGUCAAGCCCAGCGGCAUCCGACAUUGCAGACUUCAAAGCAAACGUCCGACUCUUUCAGCCCUCUGACUACGACGACCUCAUUGAGGAACGCAACGUGAACGAACUAUGUGGCUAUACCCUAUGUGCGAAGCCUAGACGCCAGACAGGCUCGGGCGGAGAGUGGAAGAUUACAAACAGCGGCGAGAUUGUCAAGCGCAAGGAGCUUGAGAAGUGGUGCUCCCAGCAGUGUGCGCGCAGAGCCCUCUUUGUCAAGGUCCAGCUUAACGAGACUGCUGCCUGGGAGCGGGCCGGCAUCCCUGACAUUCAGAUUGAUCUUUUGGAGGAAGACCUGUCGGCCGAGACGGAAGCUGAUCGAGCUGCUCGCAAGCUAGGGGAGCUCAAGUUGGAAGACCAGCGACAGGCUGCCCGAGACUCGGCUGCUCUAGCGAUGGAAAGAGGUGACGACAAAUUUGGCCCUCCAGUCAACAAGGUCAAAGUUACUUUGAAAGAAAAGGACGUCAAGGCGCCUUCUGAGUUUGCUCCUCCGGCUGAAGCUGGCAACUCGGAGGAUCAUCUACUUGUUGAUGGCUACAAAGCGAAAAUUCCUGAGAAAAAGGAAUCAGAGAUAUAAGGUGGCCAGAUGGAAUUUAACAAAAGUUGCAUAAUCCGGGCGUUGGGCUAUCAUUUUGGUCAUGGGCAUGUAUUGGGAAAAAAAUUACGUUGGUUUAGGCAUAAAGAUACCCAUCAGUAACAUGACUUGGUACUAUUCUUCCAUAUAUUCCAGAUACACCAUGUAGGUGCAACAGGGCAAUAGCAGAAGAACACCCCCAGUUCAAUGAACGAUAUGAUAUCCAGUCACCGCAUUCACAGAGUGAACAGAAGAGGGACGGAUUUGUUUUGGCAAUCAAGCGUCAUCUCGAAAUUAAUCAGAGAAUCGGCGACACCUUGUGGGGUGAAAGAUCUUUCUUUUUUUCGAGAUCUAUACACUCACUACCAUCCUGAGACGCCAACCUGCAAAAUGUUGCAAAACCAGAGACCCAAUUUUCCACAAAAAAAGAAGCUUUUUAGUCGCGACGAGGGCGGUCACCGAAGCGGCGCUGGCCACGCUCAGGGGCCUGAGCCUGAGAGACGGGGAUGACGUUGACGGGGAUGGAGUCGAA
Molecule: messenger RNA, 1339 nt
Organism: Trichoderma atroviride IMI 206040
Lineage: Eukaryota; Fungi; Ascomycota; Sordariomycetes; Hypocreales; Hypocreaceae
Source: RefSeq, a predicted model, not a curated record